Molecule: messenger RNA, 2041 nt
Organism: Triticum aestivum (bread wheat)
Lineage: Eukaryota; Viridiplantae; Streptophyta; Magnoliopsida; Poales; Poaceae
Product: protein PIN-LIKES 6
Exons: 11
Coding region: 282-1562 (426 amino acids)
Biological process (GO): endoplasmic reticulum to cytosol auxin transport
Cellular component (GO): membrane
Source: RefSeq, a predicted model, not a curated record
GCGGCAAUGAAGGACCCGUCACAUGCUCGCGCUCUACUCCGCUCCGCUCCCCGCCAUGCAUCUCCGCAGCGCCCGGGCGCAUCGGCCUAGGCCCCCCACGUCGACCACCAACAGCCGCGCACUCCCGAAUUCAUCGAUUGAGAUCCAGAGAAGCACGGCCGCCGAGGAAACGGGAGGUAAUUAAACACGGCGUUUGACCAACUGCGUGCGUGCAUGCAUGCGUUCUUGCAUUGCUCUUGGCUACCUCGCUGCCGAUUCGCCGUCGACGUGGUGGCGCAUACAUGAUGGAGAUGUCGCUGAUGGAAGCGAUGGUGAGCGGCGGCACCGGGGAGUCGAUCCUGACGUCGAUGAAGUUUGCGGUGCUGCCGAUCGCCAAGGUGUUCACAUUGUGCUUCAUGGGCUUCCUCAUGGCCACCAGGUACAUCGGCAUCCUCGACGCCAACGGCCGCAAGCUUCUCAACGGGCUAGUGUUUUCCCUACUACUUCCGUGCCUUAUAUUCACUCAGCUUGGACGAGCAAUUACAGUGCAGAAACUGUUAGACUGGUGGUACAUCCCUUUAAAUAUUGUUCUGGGGACAGUGUCUGGUUCUCUAGUGGGCCUUCUUGUGGCGUUCAUUGUACAGCCGCCACGUCCAUAUUUCAAGUUCACCGUUGUCCACAUCGCCAUAGGCAAGCCGUAUUCUGCCAGCUUGUGGAUCCAUGGUUUGAUACGUGGUAACAAUGGAAACAUGCCUCUUGUCCUGAUCGCCGCUCUCUGUCGAGACCCAUCAAACCCGUUUGGCGACCCUGAGAAAUGCAAGCAGGACGGCAACGCAUACGUCUCCUUUGGGCAAUGGGUCGGGGCGAUCAUCUUGUACAGCUACGUGUUUCAGAUGCUUGCGCCGCCGCCUGGUGAAACCUUCGACGGAAGCAGAGUGGAGAAGCCCCCUCCCCCGGCCCUGGCUGCCGCACCUGCACCUGAACAAGUUCCCCUGCUAACGUCGCGUGCAUCUGAACAAGCUCCCAAGUGCUCAAAAGCACUGGAAAGCCUGCACAUCUUUGUUCGGAAAUUUAAGCUGAAGCGAGUGUUUGAACCACCGGUGAUUGCCUCGGCACUGGGGAUUUCCAUUGGAGCAACGCCAUCCCUGAAGCACUUGGUCCUGACUAACCACGCCCCGUUAUUCUUCUUUACCGAUGCCUGCAUCAUUCUUGGGGGGGCAAUGAUCCCAUGCAUCUUGCUCGCCCUCGGAGGCAAUCUCGUCGAUGGUCCGGGUGCGGGCAGCAAGAAGCUGGGACUGAGGACGACGGCGGCGAUCAUCAUCGGGCGGCUGGUGCUGGUCCCACCGGCGGGGAUGUGCAUGGUCGCCCUGGCGGACAGGCUGGGGUUCAUCCCGAGGGGCGACACCAUGUUCAAGUUCGUCCUCCUCCUGCAGCACUCCAUGCCCACCUCCGUGCUCUCCGGGGCCGUCGCUAAUCUGCGCGGUUGCGGGGAGGAGUCGGCGGCGGUGCUCUUCUGGAUGUACGUUUGCGCCGUCUUCUCCGUCGCCGGGUGGAUGGUGCUCUACAUCAGGAUGCUCUUCUGAGGCCAGGCCUCCACCCCUUCUGUGUUCACACGCGCCGACGAUGGUGAUGCUAGUAGUAGCUGACACUGACAGUGACCUCCCGGUCGCGGACAAAGUUUGCUGUCGACGCUCUCGAUUUGUGCGUCCAGGACGUGUCCCUCACAAGACUCGCCGCCCCGGCCGGGAAGGGCUUGGCUCCUUUUGAUUUGUGUGGCGGGGACGGGAUACUGCCGCCGCUGGAAAUGCCCUGCAGCUUCACAUAAACGACAGAAAGGAAUAUGCACCAAGCAUUCGGUCUACAUUAGAGUUAUGGAUCACUAAAACCUAGCACUCUUUAUGAGUUGUCCACAGCGUGUAUGGGUUCCUUUGAUUCCAAGGAUUUUCAUAGGAAUUUUAAAUCCUUAGAGCAUCUCUUCCAAUUACUAUAAUUUAGAGGACUACACGGUCUGAGUAUCAUUUAGCAAAGUAUAUUCACUACUUUAAAAAAAGGCCGUUUCUAA